AUGGGCCUUGUUCUAGCGCUGCAGCAUAGCUAUUCAAACCAAAAGGAUGGGGUUUGUCUUGAGACUCCUCAGCUCUCGUCGGAAUUUGUUGACUUACAUCACUUACCAGCUGAGCUUGCUCUCAAUAUAUUGUCGAGGCUCAAUGCCACUGAUCUAUAUCUAGCAUCUUGUGUUUGGUAUGAUCUUGCUUACGAUGAGGUGUUGUGGAAGAGUUUGUGCAAAGCUUCGUGGCCAUUUUGCUCGGCGUACAAGAAUGGCGUACUUCAAUCUGAGCUGUCAUUCCGUCGAUUGUACCUUAAGCUAGAUGAAGCGCGUUUGACAUUUAACGCAGACGCCUUUGAAAUCCAUUCCAGAAGCGUCGAUAUCUGGAAACGAGGCCCAGGUUCUACGCGGACUGGUGAAUUUAAAAGAUUUCCGGAACUAUUCAUUACCAAAUGCGUUAAGAGGUCUUUUACUGAACUGCCAGUACAAUCAUCAGAACCUAGCGCGUCAGCUUUCAUUCACCUGUUGGUUGGUCUGUUUUCCGAAAGAUUUACUCAAUGCAAUCCAGAUCUUGGGGUCACACGUGAUGAGAUCUAUUUACUGUGCUUUUCAAUGAUCAUGUUAUCCGUUGAUCUCUGGAGCCCAUCCAUCAAAAUAAAAUGUCUAAACGUGAAUUUAUUCGCAAUACAAGACAAGUGGCAACCACAACGUCGGAUGAGUUUUUGGGAAACUUAUAUGAUAAUGUGUAUAUUGUUGGGCAUGUCGUACUGA
Messenger RNA from Schistosoma mattheei, 753 nucleotides. The record is from the annotation of a GenBank genome assembly. NCBI's taxonomy places the organism in Eukaryota, Metazoa, Platyhelminthes, Trematoda, Strigeidida, Schistosomatidae.